Messenger RNA from Alternaria arborescens, 1566 nucleotides. RefSeq lists its product as hypothetical. Lineage: Eukaryota; Fungi; Ascomycota; Dothideomycetes; Pleosporales; Pleosporaceae. Gene Ontology annotation, biological process: mRNA cis splicing, via spliceosome; regulation of alternative mRNA splicing, via spliceosome. The record is from RefSeq and is a predicted model, not a curated record. The transcript has 2 exons. Gene Ontology annotation, molecular function: RNA binding. Bases 1 to 1566 code for a protein of 521 amino acids. Gene Ontology annotation, cellular component: catalytic step 2 spliceosome; U2-type prespliceosome; U2 snRNP.
AUGGCCAACUCCAACGGUGAAGGCGCUCCUGCAGGACCGCCAGAGCUCGACGUCAAGCCACCAGAGAACCUGGUUAUCCCCCCGCCCAACGUGCGCGAAACGAUCGCAAAGACGGCUGACUUCGUCGCCCGCCGAGGCGAAUCACAUUUCAAUGGACUGAAGCAGCGCGUCACGUCUGAUCCUUCAGCUGCGAACAACCGUAACUUUGUAUUCGUUUUGGAGGAGGACCCCUACAAUGCCUACUUCCUGUGGUAUCUUCAGCAACUCAAGGAGGGCCAUGGGCGAUCAGCUGGAAGUGCUAAGCAAGUGGUUGACAACAAACCCAAGGGUCCUCCAGAACCGCCCAAGUUCCGCUUUUCUGCGCGUAUGCCCAACAUCAGCGCAAAGGAUUUGGAGGUGUUGAAGCUCACUGCUCUGUACACGGCGCGCGUGGGUGAGAACUGGUUGAAGGACUUGCGCAACCGUGAGUCUGGCAACUUUCAGUUUGAUUUUCUCCGACCAAAUCACAGCUUCUUCCAGUUCUUCCGAUCGCUCGUUGAACAGUACAAGAUCCUGCUUGAGGAAGAAGCCACAGUCGAGGCACGCAUCGAGGAGUUACAGCAAAACAUCAAGAACCGAUUCCAUGUGUUAGAUCGCGCCAAGGGACGCGCCGAGUACGUCAAAUAUGUGACUGCACAGAAAGAGAAAGAGGAGAAGAAGGUGGAAGCCGAGAAGCAAGAGUAUGCGACGGUCGACUGGCACGACUUUACAGUCAUCGCGACUGUGCUCUUUGAUGAAGCUGACGAUGCAGCGGAUCUGCCUCCUCCCGCACAGCUGAAUGAUCUGCAGUCGCAGUCGCUCGAACAGAAGGCUGCGGUCUCACUAUCAACAAGGCGUCUCGAAGAAGCCAUGCCCGACGAGAUGACUUACUACAACGUCUCACAGCAGCAGGUCCCACCGCCUCAGAUGCCGCCAAACUACGCCCCUGCCGCACCACCUGUGCAGCCACCCUAUGGCGUACCGUCCUACGCGCCUCCCCCUAUGCCCGACUACCGGACGCCGGCACAGAUAUCACGCGAGGAAGAGCAAGCUCGGCAGGCAAGGGAGCGUCAAGCGGAGAACGAGCAGCGCGCACGCGCUCAGGCUGCUGCCAGAGGAGCGCCUGGUCGCAUUGUCACAGACUACGUUCCCCGCGCUGCCGCAAAGAAGGCAAACGUUCCGAUGGCCGUAUGCCCUAACUGCAAGCAGCAAAUCCCCUCAAACGAGAUGGACGAGCACAUUCGCAUCGAAUUGCUUGAUCCACGCUGGAAGGAACAGCGCGAUAAGGCGGAAGCCCGGUACUCUACCACGAUUAAUACCGCCGACGUUGCAAACAACCUUAAACGUUUCGCUAGUCAGCGCGAAGAUAUCUACGAUGGUGCUACGGGAUUACCCAUAUCUGCAGAGGAAGAAGCUCGGAGGAAGAAAGCUGCACUGUCGUACGACGGCCAGCCUGAUCCUGCCAAGGACGCUGCCCGUCUUUCGCAAAUGCAAAGCAUGAAUGUCCAGGAGCAGCUUCGCAGGAUUCAAGAGAAGCAUCGCCAAUAG